AUGGCUCCCCUUCCCAUCAAGUUUACAGAAGUGGUCAAUUUGACCAAUGUCGGCAUUGCGCCGGCAUCAAUUGGUUUUGCUUCAUGUACUUUAGAAUCGGAUCACUACGUCUGCAUUCGCCAGAAGCUCGACGAAGACGACAAGCCACAAGUCAUCAUCAUCGAUUUGAAGAACAACAACGAUGUCAUGCGACGCCCCAUCAACGCCGACAGUGCAAUCAUGCACUGGAACCGGAAUAUUAUCGCCCUCAAGGCCCAGGGUCGGACGGUCCAGAUCUUCGAUCUCGGUGCGAAGCAAAAGCUCAAGUCAGCGGUUCUGAAUGAAGACAUUGUCUACUGGAAAUGGUUCAGCGAGAAGUCCCUUGGUCUGGUCACUGAAACGUCGGUGUAUCACUGGGAUGUCUACGAUGCCACACAGCAGAACCCUGUCAAGAUGUUCGACCGUCUUCCUAAUCUGGCUGGAUGCCAAAUUAUCAACUACCGCGUCAACGCGGAGGAGAAAUGGAUGGUCGUGGUCGGUAUCAGUCAGCAGCAAGGCCGGGUUGUGGGAUCGAUGCAGCUGUACUCGAAAGACCGCGGCAUCUCACAGUUCAUCGAGGGCCAUGCCGCCGCAUUUGCGAACAUCAACGUCGAGGGCUCGCCUCUCCCCCACAGCCUUUUCACGUUCGCCGUUCGGACUCAAACCGGUGCGAAGCUGCAGAUUGCCGAGAUCGACCACCAAGAACCCAACCCCCGAUUCCAGAAGAAGGCUGUGGAGGUGUACUUCCCCCAGGAAGCAGUUAAUGACUUCCCUGUUGCCAUGCAGGUGUCCAGCAAAUAUGAUCUGGUCUACCUCGUGACCAAGUACGGCUUCAUUCAUCUCUACGACCUCGAAACUGGCACAUGCAUUUUCAUGAACCGCAUCUCCAGUGAAACCAUCUUCACUACGGCUUCGGACUCUGACGGCGCCGGCCUGGUUGGCGUGAACCGCAAGGGACAGGUCCUGGGCGUUAGUGUUGAUGAGAGCACGAUCAUCCAGUACCUCAUGGAGAACCCCGCCAUGUCCUCCCUGGCAGUAAAGCUUGCUUCCCGGGCUGGUCUUCCUGGCGCGGAUCACCUUUACCAGCAACAGUUCGACAACCUUAUUGCGCAGGGUAACUACCCUGAAGCUGCCAAGGUCGCUGCCAACUCCCCUCGCGGGUUCCUGCGGACACCGGACACCAUCAACCGCUUCAAGAAUGCACCUCAGACCGGUCAGAUGUCGGUCAUCUUGCAGUACUUUGGUAUGCUGCUCGAUAAGGGUUCACUUAACCGCUAUGAGAGUGUGGAGCUUGUUCGACCUGUUUUGCAACAGAACCGGAAGCACCUGCUGGAGAAAUGGAUGCGCGAGAAUAAGCUUGAGGGCUCGGAGGAGUUGGGUGACAUUAUUCGGCCUUACGAUAUGACUCUCGCCCUGAAUGUGUAUCUCCAGGCCAACAUUCCCCACAAAGUCGUUGCCGGUUUUGCCGAGACCGGUCAGUUUGACAAGAUUCUCGCAUACUCGAAGCAGGUCGGAUACCAACCCGACUACACGCAGCUGCUCCAGCACAUUGUCCGUGUCAACCCUGAGAAAGGUGCCGAGUUUGCUGCUCAGCUCGCCAAUGAGGAAGGCGGUGCUCUGGUCGACCUGGACCGGGUAGUCGACGUGUUCCUGUCCCAGAACAUGAUUCAACAGGCCACUUCGUUCCUCCUGGAUGCUCUGAAGGACAACAAGCCUGAGCAUGGCCAUCUGCAGACCCGUCUUCUGGAGAUGAACCUGGUCAACGCACCGCAGGUCGCGGAUGCCAUCCUUGGCAAUGAGAUCUUCACCCACUUUGAUCGCCCCCGCAUCUCUCAGCUUUGCGAGAAUGCUGGUCUGAUCCAGCGUGCCCUGGAGAACUCUGACGACCCGGCGGUUAUCAAGCGCAACAUCGUUCGCACGGACAAGCUCAGCCCAGAGUGGUUGAUGAGCUACUUCGGCCGUCUUUCGGUUGAGCAGACCCUCGAGUGCAUGGACACGAUGCUGGGAGCGAACAUUCGUCAAAACCUGCAGGCUGUGGUCCAGAUUGCCACCAAGUUCUCCGACCUUCUCGGUGCCAACCGUCUCGUGGACCUUUUCGAAAAGUACCGUACCGCGGAGGGUCUCUACUACUACCUCGGAAGCAUUGUCAACCUUAGCGAGGACCCUGAGGUGCACUUCAAGUACAUUGAGGCUGCCACUGCCAUGGGACAAGUCACCGAGGUCGAGCGGAUUUGCCGUGAGAGCAACUACUACAACGCCGAGAAGGUGAAAAAUUUCCUCAAGGAAGCACGGUUGACCGAGCAGCUCCCUCUUAUCAUUGUCUGCGACCGCUUCAACUUCAUCCACGACCUGGUCCUUUACCUCUACCAGAACCAGCAAUACAAGUCCAUCGAGGUGUACGUGCAACGGGUCAACCCUUCCCGUGCUCCUGCUGUGGUUGGGGGUCUGCUGGAUGUCGACUGCGAUGAGGGCAUCAUCAAGAAUCUUCUGUCGACUGUCGAUCCCUCUGUGAUCCCCAUCGACGAGCUUGUCCAAGAGGUUGAGAGCCGCAACCGUCUGAAGCUGCUCCUGCCGUUCCUCGAGGCCACCCUUGCCACUGGCAACCAGCAGCAGGCGGUGUACAACGCUCUUGCGAAGAUCUACAUCGACAGCAACAACAACCCUGAGAAGUUCCUCAAGGAGAACGACAUGUACGACACCUUGACUGUCGGAAAGUACUGCGAGAAGCGUGACCCCAACCUGGCGUACAUUUCCUACCGCAAGGGCCAGAAUGACCUGGAGCUCAUCAGCAUUACCAACGAGAACUCCAUGUACCGUGCCCAGGCCCGCUACCUUGUCGAGCGUGCCGACCCCGAGAUCUGGAGCUUCGUGCUGAGCGAAAACAACAUCCACCGUCGUUCGCUCGUUGACCAGGUUAUCGCCACUGCGGUCCCCGAGUCCACCGAGCCCGACAAGGUCUCCGUGGCCGUCAAGUCCUUCCUCGAGGCCGAUCUUCCUGGUGAGCUGAUUGAGCUUCUGGAGAAGAUCAUUCUGGAGCCCUCGCCUUUCAGCGACAACAGCAGCUUGCAGAACCUCCUUAUGUUGACCGCUGCCAAGGCCGACAAGGGACGCUUGAUGGAUUACAUCCACCAGCUCAACGAAUUCUCUGCCGAUGAAAUCGCCGAGAUGUGUAUCAGCGUUGGCUUGUACGAGGAGGCCUUCGAGAUCUACAAGAAGGUCAACAACAACCUUUCGGCCGUCAACGUUCUUGUGGAGAACAUCGUGAGCAUCGACCGCGCCCAGGAGUUCGCAGAGCGUGUCGAGCUGCCCGAGGUGUGGAGCAAGGUUGCCAAGGCUCAGCUGGAUGGCCUUCGUGUCUCCGACUCGAUUGAGUCCUACAUUCACGCUGCCGACCCGUCGAACUACAACGAGGUGAUCGAGACAGCUACCCAUGCCGGUAAGGAUGAGGACCUUGUCAAGUUCCUUCGUAUGGCCCGCAAGACUCUGCGGGAGCCAGCCAUCGAUACCGGACUCGCCUUCUGCUUCGCUCGUCUGGACCAGCUUCCCGAGCUUGAGGACUUCCUUCGAACUACCAACGUGGCCGACGUCGAGGCCUCGGGUGACAAGGCUUACGAGGAGGGCUACCACCAGGCCGCCAAGAUCUUCUUCACCAGCAUUUCGAAUUGGGCCAAGCUGGCGACCACCUUGGUGCACCUGGAGGACUACCAGGCUGCGGUGGAGUGUGCCCGCAAGGCCAAUAGCGUAAAGGUCUGGAAGCAGGUUAACGAGGCCUGCGUUGACAAGAAGGAGUUCCGCCUCGCCCAGAUUUGCGGUCUCAACCUCAUCGUCCAUGCGGAGGAGCUGCAGGCCCUUGUGCGUCAAUACGAGCGCAACGGCUACUUUGACGAGCUCAUUUCCGUCCUGGAGGCUGGUCUUGGUUUGGAGCGGGCUCACAUGGGCAUGUUCACCGAGCUGGGCAUCGCUCUGUCCAAGUACCAUCCGGAUCGCGUCAUGGAGCACCUGAAGCUCUUCUGGUCUCGUAUCAACAUUCCCAAGAUGAUCCGCGCCAGCGAGGAAGCCAACCUCUGGCCGGAGCUGGUCUUCUUGUACUGCCACUACGACGAGUGGGACAACGCCGCCCUCGCGAUGAUGGAGCGUGCGGCCGAUGCCUGGGAGCACCACUCGUUCAAGGACAUAAUCGUCAAGGUUGCUAACCUCGAGAUCUACUACCGGGCGCUGAACUUCUACCUGCAAGAGCAGCCUCUCCUUCUUACCGACCUGCUCCAGGUUCUGACUUCUCGCAUCGACGUCAACCGUGUUGUGCGCAUCUUCCAGAGCUCAGACAACAUCCCUCUUAUCAAGCCGUUCCUGCUGAAUGUCCAGACCCAGAACAAGCGGGCGGUCAACGAUGCCAUCAACGAGCUUCUGAUCGAGGAGGAAGACUAUAAGACCCUGCGCGACUCUGUGGACAACUAUGACAACUUCGACGCCGUGGACCUCGCCCAGCGUCUCGAGAAGCACGACCUAAUCUUCUUCCGCCAGAUUGCGGCCAGCAUCUACCGCAACAACAAGCGCUGGGAGAAGUCGAUUGCACUGUCGAAGCAGGACAAGCUCUACAAGGAUGCCAUUGAGACGUCUGCCAUCUCCAACAAGGCUGAGGUUGUGGAGGAUCUGCUCCGCUACUUCGUCGAUAUUGGAAGCCGCGAGUGCUACGUGGGCAUGUUGUACGCCUGCUACGAGCUGAUCCGACCGGACGUCAUCAUGGAGAUCUCAUGGCGCAAGGGCCUGCACGACUUCACGAUGCCGUUUAUGAUCAACUUCCUCUGCGAGCAGACGCGGGCGAUCGAGACGCUUAAGAAGGACAAUGAGGAGCGCAAGUCCCGGGAGACGUCGCAGAAGACGGAUGAGGACAACACGCCAAUUCUGGGUGGCUCGCGACUCAUGUUGACCCAGGGUUCCGGGGCACCUGCCAGUCCGAUGCCCUACGGACAGGCCAACGGGCUCACGCCGCAGGCCACCGGGUACCGCGCGUUCUAG
Messenger RNA from Penicillium alfredii, 5034 nucleotides. RefSeq lists its product as uncharacterized. The record is from RefSeq and is a predicted model, not a curated record. The coding region runs from base 1 to 5034 and encodes 1677 amino acids. Gene Ontology annotation, biological process: Golgi to endosome transport; intracellular protein transport; receptor-mediated endocytosis. Lineage: Eukaryota; Fungi; Ascomycota; Eurotiomycetes; Eurotiales; Aspergillaceae. The transcript is spliced from 6 exons. Gene Ontology annotation, molecular function: clathrin light chain binding; structural molecule activity. Gene Ontology annotation, cellular component: clathrin coat of coated pit; actin cortical patch; clathrin coat of trans-Golgi network vesicle.